Armigeres subalbatus is the source of this 1962-nucleotide messenger RNA. RefSeq names its product esterase B1-like. Bases 36 to 1856 code for a protein of 606 amino acids. The record is from RefSeq and is a predicted model, not a curated record. The transcript is spliced from 4 exons. Lineage: Eukaryota; Metazoa; Arthropoda; Insecta; Diptera; Culicidae. Gene Ontology annotation, molecular function: serine hydrolase activity.
GGCAGUAUUCUCACGUAUCUCCCGGUUGUGUGAAGAUGGUAAUUCGAAAGCUGUAUGUGCCGCCUACUGUGAAUAAGCAAAUUGGUCAACCAACCAAACUAGUGGGCCAAUCUGCUGAUCAGGAAACUGCUGUUGCUUUCAGCUUACCCGAAACCAAUGAAGAACCAACGCCCAUCGUAUUUGGUCAGGUGAAUGGAGAAAAAGAUGAUGUAAUAGUGGAUAUCAGUCCCGGUAAAAUUCGGGGUGUGAAGCAUAUCCUGCCCAAUGGGCAAAACUUCUUUAGUUUUAGCGGUGUUCCGUACGCCAAGCCGCCAGUUGGGGAUUUAAGAUUCAAGCCCCCGGUACCAGUGGAGAAGUUUGACGAUGAUGUUCUGGAUUGCCAACGGGAAGGCAACAACUGUUACAGUUACUUAUAUUUUCCUCCCGAGGCUGAGAAACUUGCUUCGGAGGAUUGCUUGUUUCUGAACGUUUACACUCCAAAGUUACCCACCAAACAAGACAACGAGAAAUUACCGGUUAUGGUUUGGAUACAUGGUGGAGGUUUUAAUUUUGAAAGCGGAGAUAGUUCUUUAUACGGGCCUGAGUUUUUGCUCAAGGAAGGAGUUGUUGUAGUAACGUGCAAUUAUAGAUUAGGGGCACUUGGAUUUUUGAGCUUGCCAUCUGUAGGAAUUCAUGGUAAUAUGGGAUUGAAGGAUCAACAAUUGGUGUUGCAAUGGGUCAAUGAAAAUAUUGCUGGUUUCGGUGGUGAUUCGAACAAUGUUACUCUGUUUGGGGAAAGCGCUGGAGGAGCUUCGGUGCAUUUGAAUUAUCUUAACGAGACCUCAAGGCAAUACUUCCACAAAGCAAUAUGCAUGUCCGGGGUAUCUUAUAACCCGUGGGUGCUGGAAAGUAAUCCAGAGGUGAAGGCACGCCAUUUAGCUAAGCUGUUGGGAGCUGACGUUACAAACGACGAAGACGUUUACCGGACAUUGAUGGGAGCGCCACCUAAUGAACUUAUUCUUCAAUCGACGAAUAUUCUCAGUGAAGCGGAUAAGGGUACAAAUAAGUUCUUCCCUUUCACGCCUGUGGUUGAAUCGACACUUUCAGAAAAGCCAUUUCUAACAGAAAAUUUGAUUAGCUUAAUGAUGAAACCUAAUAUGACUAAUAUCCCACUAAUCACUGGCCUAACAUCCAACGAAGGCUUACUAGUAGCGGGCGAAUCGUUGAAAGAUAUUGAGCUAUAUGAAGCCGACGCUACAAAGUUGGUACCACAAGAGCUGCCGCUGGAUGGAGACCGUCUCAAAGAUGCUGCUUUUGAAAUCAAACGUUUCUUCUUUGGCGACGAUGCAAUUACUGUAGAACGUUUGUCGACCUUGGUUGAUAUUUUGUCCGAUAACAUGUUUGUUAUGGCAGCUUAUGUAGCAAGUGAACUACACGCCCGCUAUCAGAAUGAGGCUCCAUUGUAUUUCUACCUGGAUUCGUUUGUUGGACAGCUGAACAAGUAUCGCAAUGUAUUUGCGGCUCCCGAUCAUCUAGAAGGAGUUUGCCAUGCGGAUGAGCUACCGUAUCUGUUUAGUUCAACAUGGUUGGGAACCGACGUUGAGCAGGGUUCGCGGGAGGAUAACUUCCGAUCAACUAUCUGUAAGCUGUGGACCAAUUUCGCAAAGCAUGGAAAUCCUACACCCACUGACGGAGGGAUUGAUUUCGUUUGGGCGCCAGUCAAGCCGGUUAGUGAUUCACAGUUCGUAUUGGAUGCAGCCGAGCUCAAUGAUGAGUUGAAGAUGGUGCAGAACCCGUUUGGGGAGAGAGUGCAGUUUUGGCGUGAGCUUUUUGCGCGAUAUUAUGAUACUUAUUUGCAUGGAAGUGUUGUUAACUAAGGGAGUCAAUUCAUUUGAUUAUUCCGCUUAAAAAAUGCUUUGUUGAAAUUGGGCUUCAUAUUUAUUUUAUGAAUAAAUAUUACAUAAUCCUCGGAGAAAAAAACAA